Molecule: messenger RNA, 1042 nt
Organism: Vitrella brassicaformis
Lineage: Eukaryota; Vitrellaceae
Source: the annotation of a GenBank genome assembly
UCAUACCUGAAGAAACACACACAGAACAGAAGAAAAAUACCCCCACGGAUGGAUGUGUAUGUGUGGUGUGAUGUGUAACGGUCCACCGCAACUACAGGAGUUUUGCCCCGAUUCGCCAGUGAAGGGUGCCACAUGAUGAUGUCCAUGAUGAACUCCGACGCGGAUGCAUGAGUGAGCACAUCAGCAUCGGCCGUCCAGCUGACCCCCUGCAGGUCGAUUGAGGAUCUGACGGGCGGGUUGUCGUUGAUGAUGUGAGGGUGGUAUGGGUGGGUGGGGGGGAGGGGAGGGUUGAUGGUCAGCUCGAAGCCCGGCUCGUCACGGAGGGCACGCACACCGCCGCCCGGCUGGUCGAACAGCUCAAAACGGCCGUAGUUGCCGCCGAAGUCGACGUGCCGACCGAUCAUCUUCCACAGCGCCAAAACACGCGGCUCAGCCAAAUACGCCUGCAGCAACAGACACACAACACAGCUAUUGAGCCAUCCAUCUCUCCUCGCCUUUCCCCUCCGUCCCGCCCACCUGUUUGGUGGUGUGCCUCUGGAUGUCCUCCAAACUCAUCGUCACCGGCAGAGUGCAGAAGCCGCGUUGCUCCGCCAACUUCAGCGCGUUGACCACCUCGGUCCACUGCUGCGUGUCCACCAGCCAGAUGGCCUUCACCAGCAGGUGGCCGUCCAGCUGAGCGUCGAAAGCGAUGAUGGCGUGGAGUCCCUUGGCCACGAGGCAGCGAUUGAGUCGGGUGCGGAGGACAUAUGGCGAGAAGUCGACUUCCCAGAGGAAAUGCGCUGUGGCCCUGAGGCUGCCGACCUCAAACCGGCUGCACACACAGACAUCACACACAGACCCAAGUGUGCUCAUCGUCGCAUUCCUUGCUCGUGCAGUGCUUGUGCUUCGCAUACGUGUGGAGGGCGUCCCUGUCGGCUUUGUGGAGGAAAUCGAGCGACUCGUCAUUGAUGGUGGCGCCAGAUCUGUCCGCAGUGUGGUUAUUGCCCAUCUUCCGCCGACUCGCUCGUGGAUGAAAUCAGUUACUCGGCUGUCCCAUGGGGAG